AUGCGUGGAUUGAAUGACGUUGAGCAAGACAAUAAGCCGACGGACCAAGUGCUAGACAAAGCUCGCACCCAGCUCGAAGAGUCGAAACGCCUGUUCCUCACUCAACUCAGGAGCGAGCCCAAGGAGCGGCGAAGACGAACGCUAGAUGCAAUAAAGAGCGAAUCCGGGGAACGAGGGCGCGCAGCUUGGGAGGAGAUUGAGGAUGUGAUCAAGAGGCUUGAUGCAGAGGAUGUGGAGCGGCGUGGAACCCGGGGGUUUGUCGAAGGCGUUUGA
Messenger RNA from Alternaria ethzedia, 273 nucleotides. RefSeq lists its product as uncharacterized. The record is from RefSeq and is a predicted model, not a curated record. Bases 1 to 273 code for a protein of 90 amino acids. NCBI's taxonomy places the organism in Eukaryota, Fungi, Ascomycota, Dothideomycetes, Pleosporales, Pleosporaceae. The transcript is spliced from 2 exons.